Messenger RNA from Phaedon cochleariae (mustard beetle), 860 nucleotides. NCBI's taxonomy places the organism in Eukaryota, Metazoa, Arthropoda, Insecta, Coleoptera, Chrysomelidae. The record is from the annotation of a GenBank genome assembly.
AAACAUAGCUAUUGCGAGCUCCAUGUUUACAGUCGAAAAAAGGUGGUUAAACUUGGGCCAAAAUUAACAAAAUCAAUUCAGCAAUUCUGUUAUAUGCUAACCUAACAGUGGUUCAAUAUUUGGAUUGAUUACGAUGGUGAUUACGAGAGAAAUCAGGGAAGAAAUCAAAAAUUCUGUGCGUACAACUAUCCAUUCUAUUCUAAGCGAGGAGAAUUUCAUUGAACAAAUUGUACAAAAAGUAUCGGACAGUGUAGCAAAAACAGUUGGUAUAAAAAUCGCUGGAAUCGAGAAGAAAAUAAGUGAAAUGAACAAGAAAUUUGCAGUUGAUAGUACAGUCAUCAAGGAGCUGAAAGAAGAAACGUCUUUGCUUGAAUCAGAAAAUGAAUAUCUCUCACUAAAAUACGAUGAGAUUGAUCAAAGAGCUAGGUCGCAAAAUUUGAGAAUUUUCGAAUUAAAUGAGAGACAACAGGAAAAUCUAUCAGAAAUUGUAGUCGAACUUUUCGAGUCACGUUUGGCUAUAAAAAUAACAAAGGAAGAUAUACUUAUGUGUACCAGAGUUGAAAAAAUACAAGCCGAUCGGCCGAGGUGUAUCCUGCUGAAUUUGAACAGUUCAAGUAUGAAGCAGAGAAUCUUCAGUAAGAAGAAGAUGUUCAAAGGAAUGAGUAUAGUGUUGAAAGAAGACUUAACAGAAAACAGACUGGAACUCAUGAAGGCGGCCAUCGAAAAGACAUCUCUUAGAAGUGUAUGGUCUCAUGAUGGAAACAAUUACGCAAUGAAGGAUAGCAAAAGAAUUGCUAUCAAAACUAAGUAGGAUCUAAAUAAGCUAUAAUCAACCAGUUUUUCCUCCCUUUCUAUCUAUG